This is a messenger RNA of Lymnaea stagnalis (great pond snail), 5695 nucleotides long. Lineage: Eukaryota; Metazoa; Mollusca; Gastropoda; Lymnaeidae. The record is from the annotation of a GenBank genome assembly.
AGCCACCUCGCAAUCACCAAAUAAAAACUUACGAACUGAGUGAGACCUGGAACAAACAAUAAUGUUUUUUGGUUUGAGCUAAUGAUACUAAGUAAUGGUAUUACAGUAAUGGGCCUUAGCUCCAAGCUCUUUUUAAGUUUAUAAUUUGGGCUUUCUGGUACAUGCAUCUUAGCCAUAAUUUGUUUUGCGACUUCGAUUUCAAAGAUACUACCACGAGAACAAUACAUAAAUAAUAGUAAUACAGUGACAGUAAUUUCAGUAACAGUAAAAUCAUGUCAGACAGUGAGACCAGGGUGCAUUUUCGAGUUAUUAGAUAUAUUCAUGAAGCUAGUAAGUAUUUGGGGUAGUUUAUUUCAGUUAAAAUAAUUUUACUAACAUAUAGUUCAUUCAGUUAUCUUUCAUUUGAUACCAAAUUUGGUCUUCCCACUCUUGAAACCCAGAUCUGAAUAGCCCCAGCCUUAAAAAUUAUUACUAUUAUUACUUUAGUCAGGCAAAUAUAUAUAUAUAGUUGUUUGUAUGAGCCUUUUUCAGCAAAACGGUAACUAUCCACCAAUAAUGUUGACUUAUGGUGUGGAGAUAUUGAUGCUCAUCAGCCAUAACCAGCUAAUUUAGAGUUUAGAUCUGUGAUUUUCCAAAUUUCCAUCAAGAUUUCACAGCAGUGAAGGAUGCCAAAAGUACUGCCAUCUCCCAUACAAGUUUUACCCUUCUGUGGCAAUUGUGGGAAGGGUUCUCUGCUGCCUCAUGACUUCAGAGGCUAAAACUCCUUGCAUUAAAUGAGUGAGAGAGGUGACUAACAAGCACUUGAUUAGGAAAAGUUGUGUGCAGUUAGUCCCAGGCUGCAAUUUUUUCUAUUUAUAAUGAGAUGGGGCAUUCACUAUCAGCUUCAAAAUAUUUGCUCCACCUGGGUGACACUAACCAUAUCUUACAAGUUGCUAUAUCUAGAGAAGAAUCGUUAACCUUGGACUGCAACUCAUCUAAGAGAAGGCAAACUCUGAAAUAAAACCUGAAGAUGGAGUCCCAUAGGAGGUAUGACAUUGACACAAUGAAAAUUCUGAAGAGACGUGGAUCGCAUAAAGAACACAGUGAGACAAAAGAAAUAGUGCGGUCAUCUACUGUAUCUUGGUCUAUUUCCAGUGGUCUUGACAAAAUAUUGCCAUUGGAACAACUAGGCAAGUAAAAGAGAGUGAGGCGGAUGAACUGAGCAACUGUCCCUCACUUUCAGCAAAAUAUAGCUCAAAUCAAGCGUACUACUCAAGUCAAAGCCUCAGUCAUCUUUGCAUGCAAAUAAUGAACAAUACAACUUCAUCUAUCAUCCAUGCUUGAAUGAAAAACUUAGACUUAGCACAGCUGAAGCAGCAUUUCAUUAGCCUUUGUGUGGAGGUACACUUCCUGGUAAGUCUGGAUACACAGACAGCUAGGCAUCCUGGGGGGAGCAAGGAUAAUAAGUUGACAAAAUGCUUGGGUGCAAUGAUGCGGCUUUGCUUAACUCUGCUGCUAACUGGGAAGGUGUGUGAGAUGGCAUCAGCAGUUAAGGAAGGAAGCCAAUUUUUGCAGGACCAGGAAAGUCCACUCCAUCUAACCAAGUCAAAUGUCCUCAUCAUUGUUGCAAAAAAGGCAACAGCUGUUCACAGCGGUCAACACUUGCCCUUGCUCUUGUGUUGUUGUUUUUGAACUAUUAAUGAACUAAAUAAAAACGCAACAACAAAUUAUUUUAGUAUUGGAAAAAGGUUUGUAAACUACUAAGCAUGACCAUGCCCACAGCUUGGUGUUUAUAAAUGUAAUUAGAAGUUUCGCAAUACCCAUAGAAGUAUUGCUACUAGUAUGUCGUAGGAAAUAGCUUUUUGGGUGUCGGUUAGAUUAAGGAAAAAAGGUAUGUUGUAGCUUGAAAUGUAAAAAACUACAAGUAUGUAGCAGUACUACUAAUUUAAGUAGUGUGACUUUCAGUCAUUUUUAUAUAUUAUAUAUUAUCGUUGAUAGUUUGAAUUUAAUAAAGGCUAAACUAAAUUUACAAGGUUUCCAUAUUAAAGUUACUCCACUGGCCCUAAUAGAAGAAAUCUCUUUUGAAAUUUGUUAUGGAUCAGGUUGUUAAAUUUAUCCUCUCAAAUUAAUAAGCAUUAAAUACAAGUAAUCAAGCUUUGAUGGUAUCUUAAUUGCAAUAUUUCAAUUAUUUAGUAGUUUCUGUUAAAAGCAUCUAUUGAUAUUGUAUAUUGAAGUUCAUCCCAAAAAAAUUUCUUGUAUUAUUACAGGUAUUAAACUUCAUCUACAAAGCAUUCCUAUUGCAACAGCCUCAACAAUUUAUCAUAAAUUCUUUCGAGAAAAUAAGUUGAAAGAUUAUGAUCCAUUUGUAAGUAACUUAAAUUAAAAAAACUCAAAGAAAUGAUUAUUGUGGAGGACACAGUUUAUUUAGGGGUCUUCAGUUUAAAAGCAAAAAUAUGGCCAUAAAGAUUCUAUCUUUUGAGAGAUGUAAAUUUUAAUCAAUUUGAAGAUUAUUAUUUUUUUCAGAAUGUCUUACAUUAUUUAAUUUUUGUUUGUAGUUAUCUUUUCACUUUUCACUAUCACAGGUUUUUUCCUUUUUCAUCAUUGUUGGUUCCAAGAUAUGUCACUUGUCAUCGGUGUAUACAUACAGCACAAUUUUACAUGAGAACCAAUAUUUUCUAUAAAAAAUGGUUACUUUUUUAAUAAUUUAGGCUUUCGUAUAUCAAGUUUAUCAUUCUUUACUUAGUAUCAUUAUUAAUUACCUUCAUUGACAGCUUAUUGGUGCGACAUGCCUCUCACUGGCAUGUAAGAUAGAAGAAGAAAAUGUCAGAAUGAGGGAUAUAGUCAAUGUUUGUUACAGGUGAGCUAUGUAAAAUGAACUGAUUUGUAUUUUAUCUUUUGUUUAAAAUGGCAUGCAUUUCUUUGAAUUUGAUAGCCUUAUAAUGGUAAUUAAAUCAAAUGUAGAUUAAAUACAAAAUAUUUAGAUCUCCAAAAUUGAUACAUUCCAGUUUGGGAUGGUAUGGUUGUUAUUUUGAUCAAUGAGCUUUUUCAACAUUGUAGUUUCAUUACCCAUGAGUAAUUAAAAAGAUUAGACUGCAAUAUCUCUCGAAUUGUGAAGCACAUAAUAUGUGAAAGCUUGGGAAAAAAAGACAUCUGCUUCAUCAAAUCUAAAAGGACUACUAAAAAAGUAAAUUUGAUAAAAACCUUAGCUAAUAUAAAUAUGGAAUACUUUGGCAUAAAUUUCAAGAACUUAAAAUAAUUCAAGAAUUAUGGGUUCGGAAAAUAGAAACUAUACUUUGAAAAAGAUCAAAAGACUUCUUUUUUCUGUCGUUAAUGUGUGUCAGAAUUAUGUUGUUUUUUUCUUCUUAUAAUUGUAUGUAUUAUUUAUUUUUUAACUUUACUUACAACACAGAACUCUUCAUAAAAACAAAGCUCCAUUGGAAAUAGGCGACACAUUCUGGGCUCUGAGGGAAAGUGUAGCUAGUUGUGAACUUUUUCUGUUAAGAGCUUUGCAAUUUAAGGUUGUCUUUGAUCAUCCCCACAAGGUAUAUUUUUUGCCAAGUAAUAUAGUAUAGGCUUUUCUCAUGAAUAAAACUUAAGACAAAAAAUAUUUUCCAUACAUCGUUGAUAGUUGCCUGGUUUGUUGAACAGAUGUCAUAAUUUAAAAAAUUAUGUUUUUGACUUAUUGUGAUUUUGAAGGAAAAAAAGUAAUAUGCGUCUUCAAAACAAGUUUAUGGUUAUCAGUUAUUAAUACUAAUUUUAUCUAAUCAAAUAAAUAUUGUUGUUUUUUCUUCAGUAUCUGUGUCACUACUUAAAAGCCAUAUCAGACUGGAUGGAACCUAGGCAAUGGGAAGAAAUUCCCAUACCUAGAACAUCAUGGGCGUUUCUAAGAGACAGCUACCACAAUGGCUUGUGUCUAGACUUUCAACCUGAACAUAUUGCUGUCUCAGUUUUGUACUUGGCCUUGCAGUGUCACGGACUGGAGAUUCCAUUUUACAAAUAUGCAAGGAAAAAGUGGUGGCAGGUUGGUGCAGUUCACUGUUGUGUCAUAUUUAAUUAUUGUGAAGAAGAAAGUAAUUCAACAAGUUCUUUUUGAAAAUUCACAUAAAGUAGUUUGUUUAUUAAAUGUAUUUUGACACUUGUUUGAUCACAGCACAUAUUAUUUAAUUUCUGUUAAGUUUCAACUUUCAUUAGUUUAUUUUUAUAUUUAAUCGCUUUAAAAAAAUUAUUUAGUUUUUAAUUUAAGCAGGGACAUAUGAUCAACACCUUCAUUAGCAUGGAAUCUUAAUAUACUGAGAAGAUAAUAGUGUUAAAUUUUUAUGUUGUGGAUUUAAAAUCAUAAAAAUUUUAUAAUCUUUCAAAAUCUGUUUUAUCUUUGCAGGUAUUCAGUAAAGAUAUAACUUUAGAAAUAAUCCAAACAAUUGUCACUAAAAUUCUGGACAUGUAUGACAUAGAAAAUCUACUGGCAAGAUAAUAUGAGUUGAAAAUGUCUGACCAUUGAAAACAGAAGAUUGGAAAAUAAAAUAAGUCACUUUGGAAAUGUAAUUUUUGUAAAAUAAGUAGUAGUCAAGUCUGCAACCAACUUUUCAAAAAUAAUUUAACUUCUUUCCUGGCGUGCUCAAAUCUCUUUAGGUCAAUAAACUUUGAUUCUGUACCAAUUGACUUGGUUCUAAUCCACUGGAAUAAACAUCCAAAGAUACAAUAACAUUUGGUAAAAGCUGUGACAAAGUCAUAAAUCCAUUGAACAAUUAAGUUACGAAUUUUAACUUAUUGCAAUUUUUUGAUGACUAAAAUGUUUCAUUUAUAUUUUUUUUAAAUAAAAUUUUUGAUUUGUACAUUUUUGUUUUAUUAGAAGUAAGAAUCUAAAUUCUGAUUUGUAUGUGCAUCACUAACUCUUUGGAGUUCAGUAUUUCCACAAAUGUAUUUUAAUUACUUCAGUGCUGGUAGUAGUUUCAUCUCACAUUCAUUUGACCUAAUUACAGUAGGUAGCUCUUUAUUUUUGUGUGGUCUAAAAAAUGACAUAUUCAUUUAUGCCCUAAGUUUUUUUGGGUGUCUGUCUGUACCCUAUUUAUGUUCUAAAUUAAACAUUUUAAAUUCAUUUAGUAUUAUUCUUUCUUUGCUUUUUUUAUUUGGGUUCUUUUUGUUUUUUUAAUGAUUAAUUGCCAUCACAUGAAAGCAAAAUCAAAAAUAAUAAAUUUAUAAUUGUCAUUUAACCAUUAUAAUGUUUGGUGAUAUCCUCCUGAGUAGGAAGAUCUCAAGUCAGAGGCAAUACAGAGUCAUUUCCCUAAAUUAAUAAGCUCAAUAGGAAACAUUGCCUAUGUAAUUAAGUUCAUUUAAAUCCUUGAUUGUUGAUAAUUUUAAAAAAUCAUUCCCAAAAACCCUAUGUAAAUAAAGAAGUAGCUUUUAUUGGAGGCAUAAUCAAAUUUAAAAUAAAUAACAAAUAAAAUACAUGUUAUUUCACUUUUUUUAUUGUGUUUGGAGUGUCCAUGGCAUAAUACUAUUUAAAGUUGAACACAAAUGAUGAACAAAAAAUGAAAGUUUUGGAAUAUAAGGAGCACUGAUGAUGUGGACACAUUUGUUGAUGCCAUCAACACAUAAAAUUUUUUGUUUUAUUUAAAGAUUUUAAUAAAAGCACAAGCUUGCAGUAAAUGUCUUACUGCUCAGAAGAAUAAGGCCUGUACAAUUGAUCAUGCAUACUUUUUUUUUUUUUUUGUUGUUG